Messenger RNA from Pyricularia grisea, 315 nucleotides. RefSeq lists its product as uncharacterized. The record is from RefSeq and is a predicted model, not a curated record. The transcript is spliced from 2 exons. Lineage: Eukaryota; Fungi; Ascomycota; Sordariomycetes; Magnaporthales; Pyriculariaceae. Bases 1 to 315 code for a protein of 104 amino acids.
AUGAGCAUCCAGCAACGCUUGAGCGGGGAGAAAGGUUUCGUAGCAUGUAAGAAGAGGCCGAGACGUGCCCCCGAUGUGAUAGCCUUGACCCAAUCGCCAUCCCGGACAUCGUUGUCCAAAUCCCCGGUUGAAGAGAUUGGUUCUGGUUCAGAUGGCGGCCUGGCCUUGGAAGCUGCAGGUCCGUACGGCAUCAAUCAUACCGUGGGUGCUGUGCGCUGCUGCCCCUUAUCCACCGCGUGCUACCACUGCGCAGCUUGUAUUGGCUGGGGUAGGUAUCAAUACUGUAGUCGUGAAUGCGUUCCCGAGUGCCACUGA